UCUUCCCGACUGUCUUCCAUUUGUAAAUACAUUUAUUUUCAUUGGUAGCGCGGCCACUAGAGUAUCUGGUCAAUAUAAUGGAGAAUCUGUGAUGAAGUUCAUUUUUCACAGUUGGUGAUGGCGGGUGUUGUCGAAAUCGACACCAUGAAGAAUUACCACAUAGCCUUUGAGAGAAUAGACCCCGAUACGAGCCGUUAUCCCUACUGUAUUGUGUGGACACCUAUCCCCGUGCUAUCAUGGCUGCUACCAUUCAUUGGACACAUGGGAAUCUGCACCUCUUCAGGUAUCAUCCGUGACUUUGCUGGGCCCUACUUUGUCUCUGAAGACAACAUGGCCUUUGGGAGACCAACAAAGUACUGGAUGCUGGACGUAGCCAAGGUGUAUGCUAGUGGCUCCAACGCCUGGGACACAGCAGUGCAUGACGCCUCAGAAGAGUACAAAAACAGAAUGCACAACCUCUGCUGUGACAACUGUCACUCCCAUGUGGCCAUGGCUCUGAACCUGAUGCGCUAUGAGAACAAGACCUCGUGGAACAUGAUCAACCUCUGUCUGCUCUCCCUAGUCCACGGAAAGCACAUCAGCUGUGCAGGGUUCUUGAAGACCUGGCUUCCCUUCCUCAUGUUGCUGGGUAUUAUCCUGACUGUGGCUCUAACCAUUAACCUGCGGUGACCAGCCAACCAGGUGGGAGGACACAGCUUACAGGGUGGGAAGGGGGAGGGAGAUGGGGGUUGAGUGAGGUGAGAGCACACACGGGGAGGGGGGACCCCCUGCAGGUUGGAAGUUGAGGUGGGAGGUGUCACUCUACACCUACUCUGCUUGUGAGGACCGAGCGGGGAAAAAAGACAUGGAACUGUGACAUCCCAGCAACAAACAAAACAAUGAGAGAAGGGCAAUAACAUCCUCCUCUCGACUUAACACAAAGCCUGCUUGUUUCUAGGACCAGGCAACCUAGCUUUCAAUGGUGGCGGAUGGCAAUUUUGUUUUUUGUUUAUUUUGGCAUUGAGGUUAAUUGUUCUUGAUGGACGGUAGCUUACUUAUAAAUGUUUUAAUCCCCCUCCACACACAUCCCAACCCCAUGCAAUUUAAUGCAGUUUUCAAAUGUUUUGAUUUUCAAUUAAGUCCUACUAUGGGGUGUAUAGACCCUCGUAAUUUCUAGGUAAUGGAUGAUGUUGCAGGUUCUGUAGACUAGAGGAGCGAUGGUAGUGGUGAAGGGGGCAGGGGUUGUUGUUUCUUUCAGGGGUAGUAGUCUUGUCUUCCACAGCGACAGCAGUAUCCAUCUCUUUCUCUCUCUGCCAUGCUGAAACAAACACCCACCAUCCAUCUAAUGACAUGGGACUGAUGAUGACUCUGUGCUUCGCAUAUUCCAUCUUGAUGAUUGGAACAGAAAACAUGACAUUUCCCUUUUAAUGCCUUUAAAGGAAUGUGUUAUUGUGUUGACAUUUUAUACUUGGAUUGAUACAGUUCCUAUUUCUGCGACUUUUAAUAGCCUGUGAUUCACCAAGAGUGAUUUGUUGUUACAAUUAAUUGAAUCUACUACAUUGGAGUGUAUCCAGGAUAAUAAUUCUCAAAACUCUGCUAUAAACAAGUGAUGCUUCAUAUGUUGUAUAAUAUCUAUGAGUUUAAUUUAACUGCUUGUAUCUGCAUUUUAUUAAAAUAUUUCUAUUUUUCUUAGAACUCGAUUGACAAUUAUGUUUAGACCUGUUUUAAUGAUGGCUCUUUUUGAAAUGGGAUUAUAGAUUUCAGAUUAUCUCAUUAAGUGUGUUGGAUUAUUUGGAUACUUCCUACAGUUGCCAUGGUAACCUCUGUGGAACCCUGGACUCAUAACUCUGGACUGCCGAUAGGAAUGAAAUGCAUGAGGUUCUGGAAUGCUGCAGAGUUCAUUUGUGUUCUAGAAUGUGAGCGUGCCAAAUGUAGAGCUUCCCGGUCCCUACAGGAGAGGGAUCACCGCUUUCUGAUCUGUUCCACGCGCAAACUUUAACCCCAAUGUGCCCCAGAAGAAAGAAGCACCUCUGAAACCUGGCUCGGCCUGAGUUGACAAAUUAAAAGUAAUUCAUAUAGUUGGUGCCUGGAAAAACAUCAAUUUAUAUCAAACUUCAUUUUUAGACCGUACCAUCUAUAUUGAUUUUGUAUGUAGUAGCCUACUUUCAAACACUGGCUAAUCCUAGAUCAGGGGUUCCCAAACUUGGUCCCGGGGCCUCCCCUGGAUGCACGUUUUGGUUUUUGCCCUAGCACUAAACAGAUGAUUCAAAUAACCAACAGAAUCAUCAAGCGUUGAUUAUUUCAAUCAGCUGUUUAGUGCUAGGGCAAAAACCAAAACGUGCACCCAUGGGGGGCCUCUGCACCGCGUUUGGGAAACCCUGUCCUAGAUGAUGGUUGGCUCACAACAUCCAAUGACAUGGCUUUCUUCUGCGGUGGCAGGUUCAAAUCCCCUCAUUGUUUGAGUGAAAGCGCUGAGCCUUGAGCCUUUUCUCUUUAUCUGUGGAGCUGCCAGAAGCAGCAGGUAGCCUGCUGGCUCCUCCAGGUUUACACACCCUUGUCACACUACCGAGCUGGACUGAACCGAUGUACUGAGCUGGCCUGGUUACGCAUCCAGCAUAACGUGUAACCGUGCUGACUAAAAAUGACUGUGCCAGAACAGUUUGGUUCGUUUUGGGUUGGGUUGGCACAUUAGUGUUAGAAGCAUACAAGUCUUUGACUUAAUAUCCUGUGGUCUCCUCCUGUGCCAGAGAAAGUUUCACUCCUGUCUCAGAUGAGAUUAGGACAUAGUGAAAUGCCAAUGCAUCUCUAUGCAGCCCUAUUCACAUUCCUGCUUCUUUCUCUCUAGUUGGACUUUAUUAUUUGAAAUUCCAGUAAAUGUGAUAUGUCGAUCUACUACUGCAAUAACCCCAAAUUGUAUGUAGAAAAACAAACAGAAAACCAUGUUUAGAUUUGUAUAGGAAAUCUUUAAAGAUCCUUUUGCUUUCCAUUACUUUCACAGUCAAGGCAGUUUUACACUACUUCUGUAGCUGUUGGUGAUUUUAUGCGAGAUGCCAAUUGUUUCCAGGGUAUUGACAUUCCUUUGGUGUGCUUAUGGCAUCUUUCAUCUUUCUUUUUCCUUUCAUGUUCAUGUGUAAAUUUUAGACCAAGUGCUUUUGUCUUAGGAUACUUGAUGAUAAAUCACACCUGUUUUUAAUGUUCUGUUUUAAUUUAUAUUGUAAAUGAGCUAUCCUCCUUAA
This is a messenger RNA of Oncorhynchus kisutch (coho salmon), 3215 nucleotides long. RefSeq names its product transmembrane protein 222. The record is from RefSeq and is a predicted model, not a curated record. The coding region runs from base 118 to 669 and encodes 183 amino acids. The transcript has 6 exons. NCBI's taxonomy places the organism in Eukaryota, Metazoa, Chordata, Actinopteri, Salmoniformes, Salmonidae.